Molecule: messenger RNA, 2285 nt
Organism: Nestor notabilis (Kea)
Lineage: Eukaryota; Metazoa; Chordata; Aves; Psittaciformes; Psittacidae
Gene: SLC45A1
Product: solute carrier family 45, member 1
Exons: 8
Coding region: 11-2275 (754 amino acids)
Biological process (GO): transmembrane transport
Cellular component (GO): membrane
Molecular function (GO): sucrose:proton symporter activity
Source: RefSeq, a predicted model, not a curated record
CCUACCUGUGAUGAUUCCACCAUCUGCAACAACCCCUGUCGGUGAUGCUGCACUCUUACCAAAUGUGGCUUCUCAGGAAAUCUGGAGGUCACAAGUUCCAGGUUAUUCUGGAUCGGUCACAAGGCACAUAAGUCAUCGGGCCAACAACUUCAAGAGACAUCCAAAGAGGAGAAAACACAUCCGGCCUUCACCACCGCCACCACCAAAUACUCCGUGUCCUAUUGAUUUGAUUGACUUUGGGGAUCUUCAGCCUCAGAGGUCUUUCCUAGAACUCCUCUUUAAUGGGUGCAUUCUCUUUGGGCUCGAGUUCAGCUAUGCCAUAGAAACAGCCUAUGUCACCCCUGUGCUGCUUCAGAUGGGGCUUCCAGACCAACUGUAUGGAAUGGUGUGGUUCAUCAGCCCUAUAUUAGGGUUCUUGCUACAGCCUUUGCUGGGAGCCUGGAGUGACAGAUGCACAUCAAGAUUCGGGAGGAGGCGACCUUUCAUUCUGGUCUUAGCAAUAGGAGCGUUGCUUGGGCUCUCGCUUAUGCUUAAUGGCAAAGAUAUAGGGAGCACCUUGUCUGACACUGCGAGUAACCACAAAUGGGGUAUCAUUCUUACGGUCUGUGGUGUUGUCCUCAUGGACUUCAGCGCAGACUCAGCAGACAAUCCCAGUCAUGCCUACAUGAUGGAUGUGUGCAGCCCAGUGGAUCAAGACAGGGGCCUCAACAUCCACGCUUUGUUAGCAGGUCUUGGAGGUGGCUUUGGUUAUGUUGUUGGAGGAAUACACUGGGAUAAAACCAGUUUUGGAAAAGCUGUGGGAGGGCAACUUCGUGUCAUCUAUGUCUUCACCUCAGUUACACUGACUAUCACUACUGUGCUGACUCUAAUUAGCAUUCCAGAAAGACCCUUAAGGUCCUUUGUCAGGAAGAAAAAGGUGAUGAAGAGUCCAAGUCUUCCUCUCCCUCCUUCUCCACCUUUCUUCUUUGAGGAGGGUGUAAAUGAAAACUUUGCUUCUCAUAACUCAGCUCACUUACAUGCAAGUUUUUCGAGUCCCGUUUCCCCCCUCAGCCCACUCACACCCAAAUAUGGCAGUUUUAUCAGCAGAGACAAUUCCUUGACAGGAAUUAAUGAGUUUGCAUCAUCAUUUGGGACUUCAAAUAUUGACAGUGUGCUUAUAGACUGUUUUACAGGCGGGCACAAUAGUUAUGUAGCACUUCCAGCCAGCCUGCCCAGGCAGCCUGUCAGCGUCAGCUUCCCUCGGGUGCCUGAUGGCUGUUACCAAGGACAAAAUGGAGUUCUGGAGCAAGGGGAGAGCAGCACAACACCGGGGCCUGACGGCGAGGUGCUGAGGGUGGGCUCACUGGAUACCAUAAAGCCACGGUCAUCAGGGAUCCUGAAAAGGCCUCAGACCUUGGCCAUUCCAGAUAUCGUAACAGGACACUGUCCAGAAAAUAGCAGAAGAAGAAAUGUAACCUUCAGCCAACAGGUUGCUAAUAUCUUGCUGAAUGGUGUCAAGUAUGAGAGCGAGCUGAAUGGAUCAGGCGAGACCACUGAGCAGCCACUCUCCAUGAAGCUUCUUUGUUCAACCAUCUGCCAGAUGCCCAAGGCUCUCCGCAACCUCUGCAUCAACCACUUCCUAGGAUGGCUUUCAUUUGAGGGGAUGUUACUCUUCUACACUGACUUCAUGGGAGAAGUAGUGUUUCAAGGGAAUCCGAAAGCACCUCACAACUCAGAUGAGUAUCAGAAGUACAACGCUGGGGUCACCAUGGGCUGCUGGGGAAUGUGCAUCUAUGCAUUCAGUGCUGCUUUCUAUUCAGCCGCGCUGGAGAAGCUGGAAAAAAAGACUCUUUGCUUUGUGGCAUAUUUGUCCUUCGGGCUCGGCACGGGUCUGGCCACGCUCUCCAGAAACGUCUAUGUGGUGCUGUCACUGUGUGCUACCUACGGCAUCCUCUUUGCCACGCUCUGCACGCUGCCCUACUCCCUGCUCUGCGACUACUACCAGAGCCAUGAGUUUGUAGGCUCGCAGGCGGAGGGCACACGGCGCGGGAUGGGCGUUGACAUCUCCCUGCUGAGCUGCCAGUACUUCCUGGCGCAGAUCCUCGUGGCCCUGGCCAUGGGACCACUGACAGCAGCUGUGGGCAGCGCCAGCGGCGCCAUGUAUUUCGCCAGCCUGAUGUCCUUCCUAGGCUGUCUCUUCUCCUCCCUCUGUGUCACCUAUGAGCUGCCGCCUACCGAGGAGCUGCCUCCCGCUGAAGAGCAGCGCCCGCUCUUGCCCCGCGCGCGGAACGAAUAAAUGGGAGAAG